Molecule: messenger RNA, 582 nt
Organism: Aureobasidium musti
Lineage: Eukaryota; Fungi; Ascomycota; Dothideomycetes; Dothideales; Saccotheciaceae
Source: the annotation of a GenBank genome assembly
AUGGACACUCCAAGCUCUUUGGAUCGAAUUCUCCGCACCACAACUCUCAUCGCUUUUUUCCCUGCUCUGGCCCUUCUGAUCCCUUAUGGCGUUGUCAGUUGCAGUGUGAUUCCUGCUCUUGGGCUCGUACCUGCAUUCUUCUCCGCUAUCCUCGGUCUGCCCACCUCGUACCUCCAACGGGCUCAAUUGACUCUGUACAUCGAUGUGUUUCUUGCUGUUUCUCACAUCAGCAUAUUGAUACCGUUCUGGGUGCUCAAUGCAGGGUGGAAUAGCUGGGAAAGCGGCGGAGUGAUUAUGCUUGGAACUUAUGGAACAGUGUUAUUAAUGAUGGACUUCUGCAUCCACACUUUCUUCGUCCUUCGUCACAUCUUCAGGAUGUGUAGAAUGUUUUCGCUCGUACGAACUUGCCCGAAUUGUCGUACACACAUCGGCACGGGAGUCAUUUCUCGCAUCGCUCGCGUCUCAGCUGAGAAACCUCGUCACUCUUGUGAGAGCGAGGCACUAUAUCAACCACUUGACGCUCCGAAUUACGAUGAUGAAGCUCCAAAAUACGAUGACGAAGCGAGAAUAUCUUCUGAGGCU